GGAAGCAACUGGCUGGCAGUUACAGGCCCUUCAGGCAGACAGGGAAGCCUUAGAGAAGGCUAUAUAGGCUUGGAAGGAACUUGCUGCCAGCAAUCCACCCCUAACAGAUGCCUGUUCAGAGGAGGAUAUAGAAAGGGAGGCUUCAUAGAUCCAAGAAUCUAUGAUAGGAGUCUUGAACUGCUUCGCCAAACUAACACAAGUAUGUCCUUAUUCAAAACACUAGUGGCAAGCAGAAAUCAAGCUGGCCAGAGGGGCAUAUGCCCAGGUAAGGCGGGCAUGGCAGACAGGGACCUUAGGAGAUAA
Messenger RNA from Rasamsonia emersonii CBS 393.64, 303 nucleotides. RefSeq lists its product as uncharacterized. The record is from RefSeq and is a predicted model, not a curated record. The transcript has a single exon. The annotation marks the transcript as partial. Lineage: Eukaryota; Fungi; Ascomycota; Eurotiomycetes; Eurotiales; Trichocomaceae.